UCGCAAUGGCUGACUACAAACUCUCAGUCCGCUACGAGAAUAAAAAAGCCUAUGAUACGUAUUCUAAGGUUCUUCUUCAUAUAGUGAAUCUCAGGUUUAUUUCAAAGGGUGCUCAGGCAGUGGAGCCUCUAAGUGCGGAUGAUGAACAACCGCUCGUUGAGACUACGACUCUAAGAGCAAUAAGCGCAAUCACACUGGGCGAAUUGCGGGAAGUAGAUCUGGGGCCUGGGCUGUUGACCGAGGUUCACGUUCAGGAGAAGAGGAGUGAGGCGGCAUGACCGCAAUUUGCGCGAUAGACUUGCUCGGUGAAUUCGCGACGCCUUUUUCUACAUGUGUGGUCUAAUUCAAAAUUGGCUCUGCGAGGAAUGUUGCCGGCAACAUAUGGCCCUACGUAGAAUCAUGGAUUCUUGUCCAGUUUUCUGGUUCGGGUACGGGGA
Messenger RNA from Aspergillus ruber CBS 135680, 437 nucleotides. RefSeq lists its product as uncharacterized. The transcript has 4 exons. Lineage: Eukaryota; Fungi; Ascomycota; Eurotiomycetes; Eurotiales; Aspergillaceae. The record is from RefSeq and is a predicted model, not a curated record. The coding region runs from base 6 to 278 and encodes 90 amino acids.